AUGGUUGCUGACGUGGAAACCUCAAAACUCUCCGGCGUAACAUCUUUUUUGCCCCAUGAAAUCUCUCUCGAGAAUCCAUGUCCUCCGUCUAAAUUACUCCACCCGUCUGACAGAAUUGGCAUACGAUUCGAGGAAAUCACCUCCACACCCGAGCUCACUCAGGCGGGCGCCAAUCACACCUGGCUUAUAUUCACGGACGGAAGUAAAAUUGACGAUCGAGUUGGAGCUGCCUUUGUCGUUAAGGACUCCGCCAAUACUCAGCCAUCAGUCAUCAAGAAGUUCAAGCUUCAUGACGACUGUUCGGUAUUUCAGGCGGAAAUGCUUGCCGUGCAAAUGGCUUGCAAACACAUCAUUGACCACCACCUCACGGAUGUACUCAUACUCUCUGACAGCAAGUCUGGCCUUACAGAGCUGCGAAACGGCAGCAGCUACAACCGCUUCGCCGUCAACAUCCAUAAACUCUUACACCAAGCCCGAUCAUCUGGCUAUACCAUCGAAUUCGCGUGGAUUAAGGCCCACGCUGGAUUCGAUGGCAACGAAGAAGCAGACUUGGCAGCAAAGGCUGCUGCAAGAAUGCGCAGAAUACCAGACUUCCAAAGAGUACCCAUCAGCCUCGUUAAACAUCAAAAUAGGCAAAAAUGCAAAGAAUCGGCCAAAACUUUGUAUAUGAACCCGAACACCUGCGUCCAUACAAGAUCUCUCCUGCCAACAUACAACACCUUGCAGGAGUUCAUAAAGAUCGUUCGGCCGGACUUUGCCACCACCCAGGUCUUAACCAACCACGGUUAUCAUAAGGAAUACCUACAUCGUUUCCAUAUCGUCGCAGAUGACCGCUGUCCCUGCGAUGACCAGACUCCACAGACUUGGAAACACCUUUUAACACAGUGCCCUAGAUUUGCUUCAGCCCGAUAUAAUCAUGAAAUGAUAUCCCGUUUGUUAAACAUCGAUCCAUACAAUCUCUCAGAAAUAAUCAGAAAAGAUGAUACAGCAAAAAGUUUUAAAGCCUACAUUACCAAUAUAGUCGAUCAUUUAAAAGAAUUCAACCAAACAUAA
Ostrinia nubilalis (European corn borer) is the source of this 1053-nucleotide messenger RNA. RefSeq lists its product as uncharacterized. Gene Ontology annotation, molecular function: RNA-DNA hybrid ribonuclease activity; nucleic acid binding. NCBI's taxonomy places the organism in Eukaryota, Metazoa, Arthropoda, Insecta, Lepidoptera, Crambidae. Bases 1 to 1053 code for a protein of 350 amino acids. The transcript has a single exon. The record is from RefSeq and is a predicted model, not a curated record. Gene Ontology annotation, biological process: DNA replication, removal of RNA primer.